GGGGGGGCAGGGCACAAAAUGGCGGCGGCGCCGCGCCGGUAGCAUCGCCAUGGAGGCGGAGGGGGGACCGGGGGGGCCGGGGGAGCGCUGGGCGCCGGUGGGCGCCGUGACAGCGGAGGAGGAGGAAGAAGAGGAGGAGGAAGGAGAGGAGGAGGAGGAGGAGGCGGCGGGGUCGCCGCGGUCGGUGCCGCGGUUGCGGGCGGAGCGGCGCCGGUUGCACGGGGCGCUGCUGGCGCUGGCCUCGCAUUUCGCUCAGGUGCAAUUCCGCCUGAGGCAGGUGGCGAGGGCCGGGCCGGGAGAGCAGCAGCGCCUGAUCCGGGAGCUCGAGGAUUUCGCCUUCCGUGGCUGCCCCGCGCCCCUCGCCCACGGUCUCGGGGACGGCCCGAGUGAACAGGAGAAGCAGGAGCGAAUUGAGGUGCAGAAGGAAAAGCAGAGAGAGCUGAUCUUGCAGCUUAAGACACAGCUGGAUGACCUGGAGACGUUUGCUUACCAAGAGGGCAGCUAUGACUCUCUGCCACAGUCUGUGGUUAUGGAAAGACAACGGAUGAUUAUAGAUGAGCUGAUAAAGAAGCUGGACAUGGACUUGAGUGCGGACAUUGCAACGCUCUCUCCAGAGGAAUUGCGACAGCGUGUGGAUGCUGCCAUAGCACAGAUUGUUAAUCCGGCCAGGGUGAAGGAGCAGCUGGUGGAACAACUGAAGACGCAAAUAAGGGACCUUGAAAUGUUCAUCAACUUCAUUCAGGAUGAAGUCGGAAGCCCUGGUAAGGCAGAAGAUGGACACUGUGAGUGCACAGGUAGAAAAGACAGUGGUGGCUCCUGUAAACCAAAUACCCGGUCUUCUGGAAGCAGAGUGAACCCGGAAGACGCCAGAAAGAUGCGAGAAACGGGCCUGCACCUCAUGCGUCGCAUGCUUGCUGUGCUGCAGAUAUUUGCUGUUAGUCAGUUUGGUUGUGCUACUGGUCAGAUUCCUCGGUCCCUCUGGCAGAAAGACCAAGCCAACAAGGACUAUUCCCCCUUAAUUAAGAAACUGGAGCUGUCGGUAGACCGGGUGAGGCAGCUAGCCAUGAAACACCAGCAGGAAGACCACGUUAUCAGUUCCUCCGACCUGCAGGAUAUUCCCUUAGGAGGGAGAGAUGAGCUGACUCUGGCUGUGCGGAAGGAGCUGACCAUCGCUUUACGAGACCUGAUGGCUCACGGGCUCUACGCCUCUUCGCAAGGGAUGAGCCUGGUGUUGGCACCCAUCGCGUGCUUGAUUCCUGCGUUCACCUCCUCACCGCAGACGAUGCAUCCCUGGGAACUCUUUGUGAAGUAUUACAACGCUAAGAACGGACAAGCCUUUGUGGAGUCUCCAGCUCGCAAGCUCUCCCAGUCCUUUGCCUUGCCUGUGACAAGAGGAGUCACCAUCACCCCAAAACAGAGCCUGCUGACGGCCAUACACACUGUCCUCACUGAGCACGACCCCUUCAAGCGCAGCGCGGACUCGGAACUGAAAGCUCUGGUGUGUAUGGCGCUGAAUGAGCAGCGCCUGGUCUCCUGGGUAAAUCUCAUCUGCAAAUCCGGAGCUCUGGUACAAUCUCACUACCAGCCAUGGAGCUACAUGGCAAACACGGGCUUUGAGAGUGCGCUCAACAUCCUCAGUCGCCUGAGCAACUUGAAGUUCAACCUCCCAGUUGACCUGGCCGUCCGGCAGCUGAAAAACAUCAAAGAUGCUUUUUGAUGUAUUUUUAUUCUAGAUCAUCCACUUUCCACAAGUAGGCAGCUGUUGGGCUCCAGAAGCCUGGCUUUUUUUUUUUUUUUUAAGACCAAAUUUGGCUCUUUAAAAUUUAUAUCUGCUUUUAGGGAAAAUCUUACGGUGUCCUGAUGCUGGAGGUUGGGUGCAGUACAGCACCCCACCCUGCCCUCACUGCAGUUCUGAAUAGCAAAACGCUGCUGGGUGAGGGCUGACAUUCAGGCUGCUCCCUGCGGAAAUCCCAAAAACUCCUUUUUUUGAAGCUUUUUGUGCAGAGCCCGGAGCACCGGUGGUGCGGUGCUCCCUAGCGGCUGCGUUAAUCGCUUUGGCAAGCCUGCGCGGGGGGAAAACGCGUUUCCAGCUGCUCUGUUUUAAUUCUUGUCGGUUCCUAGCCUUCGUGCCGCUAGCGCGCUCGUUGACUUUUUGUGGUUAUUUAUAAUCAGAGUUUAAUUUAUCUGUAACUCCUGGGGGGGGGGGCGGGAGAAGGGAGGCUGUGCUUGGUGUAACGGCAGCACCUCUGGACGCGGGCUGCGAGCGGUUCUGAAAUGAAAUGGGUGAGCAAACGGCUGCCUCCGUGUCUGCCUUCGUGCCGGCCCCGCCGCCACCAGGGAGCACCGGGGGGCACCGGGGGAGGCCUUGAGGCCUACAGCAGGCCCGGGCCCGUUGCCUAGCAACCGCGGCGCCGCUCUGCGCAUGCGCAACCCUGUUCGCGGCGCCCUGAAGCGGAAGUGACGUCAGGUGAAAGGCCGGCGGGCUUCCUUUUCCGGUCUGGGCGCCAUCGGAGCGGCUGUGUCGAGAUGGGCAAGUUUAUGAAGCCGGGGAAGGUGGUGCUGGUGCUCGCCGGCCGCUACUCGGGCCGCAAGGCCGUCAUCGUCAAGAACAUCGAUGAUGGCACCUCCGACCGGCCCUACAGCCACGCACUGGUGGCGGGCAUCGAUCGCUACCCGCGGAAGGUGACGGCGGCGAUGGGCAAGAAGAAGAUAGCGAAGAGGUCCAAGAUCAAGUCGUUCGUGAAGGUUUACAACUACAACCACCUGAUGCCCACCCGGUAUUCCGUUGACAUUCCCCUGGACAAAACCGUUGUCAAUAAGGACGUGUUCAGGGACCCCUGCUCUGAAACGCAAAGCGAGGCGUGAAGCCAAGGUGAAGUUUGAGGAGAGGUACAAGACGGGCAAGAACAAGUGGUUCUUCCAGAAGCUACGAUUCUAAUCUUGUAAUAAGGCGGUGUCAAUAAAUGUUUAUUAAAAACCA
Anas platyrhynchos (mallard) is the source of this 2980-nucleotide messenger RNA. It is a transcript of the gene RUNDC1, whose product is annotated as RUN domain containing 1. The record is from RefSeq and is a predicted model, not a curated record. Lineage: Eukaryota; Metazoa; Chordata; Aves; Anseriformes; Anatidae.